This is a messenger RNA of Tribolium castaneum (red flour beetle), 5767 nucleotides long. RefSeq names its product no mechanoreceptor potential C (gene nompC). NCBI's taxonomy places the organism in Eukaryota, Metazoa, Arthropoda, Insecta, Coleoptera, Tenebrionidae. The transcript is spliced from 16 exons. Gene Ontology annotation, cellular component: membrane; ciliary inversin compartment. Bases 319 to 5544 code for a protein of 1741 amino acids. Gene Ontology annotation, molecular function: calcium channel activity; protein binding. The record is from RefSeq and is a predicted model, not a curated record. Gene Ontology annotation, biological process: protein localization to ciliary inversin compartment; calcium ion transmembrane transport.
AGAUUUCUUCAAAACCGCUCUAGUUUGAUAAAGAACAUUAACAAGACAUAGUGGUGACUUGUAGUCAAGCGCCGGUUUAUCGGAAACUAUAACACUAUCGUGCCGUGGUAAUUUAACGAAAUGUUGUCUUCGGGAGACAUCAUUUCCAAAUGUUUGCAAAUUAUUGUCUCGUUUCUCAUUAAAAAAAUUAAUAGAAGGAAGAAGUAGGAGUGACGGGCUAUUCAUGAACAGUUAUGUUUAGAGUGUACUCUUUAGCUAAGAAAAUUAGUUGUUUUUUUCUUUGGAAGUUUUUGAAAAUUAUCAUGAUCACAUAACGCUAUGUCGCAGCCUGCUGGAAAAAAGGGGGGCGGGAAGGGCCCCCCCAAAGACAAGAAUGAUGACAGCAAAGACCAAAACAACAAAGCUGCCAAAGACAGUAAAGAGAAGGACAAAGAAGAGACCGCCAGCAACCCCGAAGGCGACGACACCCCCAGCUCGAAGCCGCAAAGUGCCGGUGCCAACGUCCGCGAUGCCGCCCAGCGAAUCCUCGUCCUGUGCCAAAAGGGCGAAUGGGCUCCCGUGGACCAGGUUCUCAAAUCCUUGGAGAAAUCCAUCGCAGCGGCCGGAGACGACGCCAACACCGUCCCUCUGGCUGGCGUGGCCGACCUAGCGACCGGCAUGACACCUCUCAUGUACGCCGUGAAAGACAACAGGACGUCCCUUCUUGACAAACUCAUCGACCUGGGGUCGGAUGUCGGCGCUCGAAACAACGACAAUUACAAUGUCCUUCAUAUAUCAGCGAUGUACUCACGGGAGGACGUGGUCAAGCUACUGCUGACCAAGCGAGGAGUCGAUCCGUAUUCAACUGGUGGCAGUCGCAAUCAAACCGCUGUACAUCUGGUGGCGUCCAGACAAACGGGGACCGCCACAGCGAUCCUGCGAGCUUUGCUGCAAGCUGCAGGAAAAGACAUCAGAUUGAAGCCGGAUGGGCGCGGCAAGAUCCCCUUGCUGCUGGCCGUAGAGGCCGGCAACCAGUCAAUGUGCAGAGAGCUUUUAAGCGCCCAAACGGCCGAGCAACUGAAAGCGGCCGCCGCCAAUGGAGACACGGCUCUCCAUUUGGCCGUCCGCCGAAAGGACAUCGACAUGGUCCGCAUCCUGGUGGACUACGGCACCAGCGUGGACAUCCGCAACGGCGAGGGCCAAACCCCCCUGCACAUAGCGGCCGCCGAGGGCGACGAAGCCCUAGUCAAGUACUUCUACGGUGUCCGGGCCUCGGCCAGCGUCACCGACAACCAGGACCGCACCCCCAUGCACCUGGCCGCCGAAAACGGCCACGCCAACAUAAUCGAGCUCCUGGCCGAUAAAUUCAAAGCCAGCAUUUUCGAAAGGACAAAGGACGGCUCCACGCUUAUGCAUAUCGCGUCUCUUAACGGGCAUGCAGACUGCGCUGCUAUGCUGUUCAAAAAGGGGGUCUACCUCCAUAUGCCGAACAAGGACGGGGCUAGGAGUAUUCAUACCGCCGCGAGGUAUGGCCAUGUUGGGAUAAUCAAUACACUUCUCCAAAAAGGCGAAAAGGUUGAUGUGACAACUAAUGAAAAUUACACGGCACUCCAUAUAGCCGUUGAGUCAGCCAAGCCGGCCGUCGUGGAAACGCUGCUGGGCUAUGGAGCGGAUGUCCACGUCAGAGGGGGGAAAUUAAAGGAAACAGCGCUGCACAUAGCAGCACGUGUCAAAGACGGCGAUCGGUGCGCCUUAAUGCUUCUAAAAUCGGGCGCUGGCCCAAACCUCACAACACACGACGGCCAAACUCCCGUCCACGUUGCCGCCCAGUACGGGAACUUACAAACCCUCCUCCUCCUUCUGGAGGAUGGGGGAGACCCCCAGUUCAAGAACAAGGCGGGCGAGACGGCCCUGCAUUUGGCCAGCAGGGGUUGCAGGCCAGACGUGGUCCAACACCUAAUCAACUAUUUGAAAGAACACAAAGGUGACGAAGUUGCCGCGAGUUACAUCAACGAAAUCAGCGAACAUGACGAAAGUGCCUUACAUUACGUCUCAGCGGUCAAGAAGGAGGACGUCGAAGUUCCCUUAGCCGACAAGGAAGUGGUCAAGCUUUUGCUACAGAACGGCGCCGAUGUUAAACUGCAAACGAAACAGCACGAAACGGCCUUUCACUACGUUGCCAAGGCCGGGAAUAACGACGUUUUGAUGGAGAUGAUCGCACACAUGACGCCAAAUGACGUGCAAAAGGCCCUAAACAAGCAGAACUUGACCGGAUGGACGCCCCUUUUGAUAGCGUCCCAUAAAGGCCAUCAGGAGAUGGUCAAUAAUCUCCUAUCGAACCAUGCCAGAGUGGACGUGUUUGACAAUGAGGGCCGGUCAGCUCUCCACUUGGCAGCAGAACAUGGGUACCUCCAAGUCUGCGAUUUCCUCCUUUCGAACAAAGCUUUCAUCAACUCCAAGUCGCGGAAUGGACGCACGGCCCUUCACUUAGCUGCCAUGAACGGUUACAUUCACUUGGUCAAGUUCUUGAUCAAUGACCACAACGCUGUUAUCGAUAUCUUGACUCUCAAAAAACAAACUCCUUUGCACUUGGCGGCAGCAGCUGGCCAGAUCGAAGUCUGUCGCUUGUUACUCGAGCUUGGAGCAGACAUAGACGCUACUGAUGAACAGGGCCAAAAGCCCAUCCAUGCCGCGUGUCAGAACAAUUUUUCCGAAGUCGCCAAGUUAUUCCUCCAGCAGCACCCAAGUCUAGUCAUGGCUACGACCAAAGACGGCAACACCUGCGCCCACAUUGCUGCCGCCCAAGGGAGCGUAACAGUGAUCGAAGAACUCAUGAAAUUCGACAGACAAGGCGUUAUUUCCGCCAGAAACAAACUAACAGACGCAACACCGCUCCAAAUAGCCGCAGAAGGCGGCCAUGCGGAGGUCGUGAAGGCACUAGUCCGAGCUGGGGCUUCGGUGACUGACGAGAACAAGGGGGGCUUCACAGCGGUGCAUUUGGCCGCGCAAAAUGGCCACGGACAAGUGCUGGAAGUGCUGCGGUCUUCGAACACGUUGCGGGUCACCAGCAAAAAACUAGGGGUGACUCCGCUGCACGUGGCGGCUUACUUUGGCCAGGCCGACACCGUGCGCGAGCUGCUGACCCACGUCCCGGGCACCGUGAAGUCGGAGCCACCCAAUGGGGCCUCGCUGGUCCCAGCACUGGGCAACGAGUCAGGAAUGACGCCCCUUCACUUGGCCUCCUUUUCCGGGAAUGAGAACGUCGUGAGAUUGUUGCUGAACAGCGCGGGGGUGCAAGUGGACGCCGCCACACAUGAAAACGGGUACAACCCCAUGCACUUGGCUUGCUACGGGGGCCACGUCACCGUCGUGGGGCUGCUGCUCAGCCGAUCGGCCGAGCUGCUGCAAAGUCACGACAAGCACGGCAAAACCGGCCUUCACAUUGCCGCCACCCACGGCCACUAUCAGAUGGUGGAGGUGUUGUUAGGUCAAGGUGCGGAGAUCAACGCACCUGAUAAGAACGGCUGGACGCCUUUGCAUUGCGCGUCCAGGGCCGGGUGCUUCGAGGUUGUUAAGCUGCUGACGGAGUCUGGAGCCUCGCCCAAGUCGGAGACGAAUCUCGGGGCUGUGCCGAUCUGGUUCGCGGCCUCGGAGGGCCACCACGACGUUUUGGAGUAUCUGAUGACGAAGGAACACGAUACUUAUGCCCUUAUGGAGGACCGGCGGUUUGUCUACAACUUGAUGGUGUGCUCCAAAAACCACAAUAAUAAACCGAUCGAAGAGUUUAUUCUUGUAUCACCCGCACCUGUUGAUACAGCCGCGAAAUUGUCAAAUAUUUUGAUUGUUCUGUCGGGGAAAGAAAAAGAAAGGGCCAAAGAUUUAAUUUCUGCGGGGAAGUACUGCGAAGCUAUGGCUACUGAACUGCUGGCCCUAGCGGCAGGGGCCGACUCUGCAGGCAAAAUACUAACGGCCACUGAUCGCCGAAACGUCGAGUUUCUGGAUGUCCUCAUCGAAAAUGAGCAAAAGGAGGUGAUUGCACAUACCGUAGUCCAGCGUUACCUCCAGGAACUCUGGAGAGGGGCCCUCAACUGGGCGGCGUGGCGUACGCUCCUUCUUUUCGUGUUGUUCAUAAUCUGCCCGCCGGUCUGGAUCGCCUUCACUCUGCCCCUCGGCCACAAAUACUACAAAGUCCCGAUAAUAAAAUUCAUGUCAUACCUCACCUCCCACAUUUACUUGAUGCUAUUUUUGCUAAUAGUGGGUAUAACACCCCCGUACCCGGUCGUGCGUAAAAACCUCCUUCCGUACUCGUACGAAUGGAUACUUUUGAUUUGGCUCAGUGGACUGCUCUUGUUCGAAUUGACUAAUCCGAGUGACAAAUCGGGGUUAGGGUGGAUUAAGCUUUCGGUUCUGUUGUUUAGUAUUUUCGGGGUUGGGGUCCAUUUGAUGGGGCUUUUGUUCAUUGAUAGGAACUAUUGGCCCACGCUGAUGUAUUGUAGGAACCAGUUGUUUGCUUUGUCGUUCGUGCUAGCUUGUGUGCAAAUUUUGGACUUUUUGUCAUUUCACCACCUGUUUGGGCCGUGGGCUAUUAUCAUAGGGAAUUUGAUGAAGGACUUGGCGCGGUUCUUGGCCGUGCUGGCGAUUUUCGUGUUUGGGUUCUCGAUGCAGUUCGUCGCGCUGAAUCAGCCGUUCAAGAAUGGGGAGCUCAAUCCGAGACGAGGGAAAUAUUUCGUUGACGAGCAGGAAGCGCUGGCGGAAUGGAUUGAGCCGCUGCCGGAGGAAAGCCCUACCUGGAGGGCCUCUCUGCGUAAAAAGCGUCCUCCGCCUAUGGUAAUGAACCCGCUGCUAGCGUUCGAGCUGUUGUUUUUCGCCGUUUUCGGCAUGACAACCUACGAUGAGUUGACGGCAAAGGAUAGGUCCGACCCCAAGCGGUUGCUGCGGCCGGCUUGGACGGACAACCUCUUCAAGGUGGUGUUUGGGAUCUACAUGUUGGUGUCCGUCGUCGUAUUGAUAAACCUUCUAAUUGCCAUGAUGUCCGAUACGUACCAGCGCAUUCAGGCCCAAUCCGACAUCGAAUGGAAAUUCGGGCUGAGUAAGCUCAUUCGGUCCAUGCAUCGGACCACGACCGCGCCGAGUCCCAUCAACUUGAUCACGACGUGGUUGUUCUACUUGGUCAACAUUUGCAAGAAGAGGGUCAAUGAAUCAGUUAAAGCCCGAAAGCGCCAGAGUUUGGUCCACCUCAUGGGAAGCUUCCAGCGCCCUCAGCAACUGAGUCCUAGAUCCAAAGCAGGUGCCAAAUGGUUGUCGAAGGUGAAGAAAGGAAGCCAAGUGGCCCCGAAGGAAUCCGUCGCGCUCUCCGUCGCCCAUCUCAGCCCCUUAGGGUCGCAGCUGAGCUUCACGGCGCACACGACAAGGAUCGAACAUGUGACCGAUUGGGAAGCCAUAGCUAAGAAAUACAGAGCUCUGAUGGGCGAAGUUGACGAGGUGAAGGAACAGAACGCUGACGAAGAAAACGAGAGCGAUGAAGACGCAGUGCAAGCUUCCAACAGCGUACAACCAGUGACAUAAAUUGACCAAAUUACCCAGUAGUAGCAAAGAAAUUGGUAAUUUUAUUAAAGAAGUAGGAUUUUUAUACUCCAUCAUUUCGUAACGCUUGUGUAGGAAUAAUAGCGGGGAAAUAGAAGCAAUCAAGUUAUUUGUAUCCAAAAUUAGGUAUUUAACUAGAGAUUGUAUACUGUAUGCCGUAAUCAUAGUGUAGCUAUUUAUUUUUUAAAUAAAUUCAUAAAUAAAA